UGGGUGUGUGGGAACAGUGUAGGUUGAAUAUAUUGGUUGCAAUGUAUACUCAGAGGGUGUAGAUGGCGUAGGGCUGUGUGAGGAAGGUUGGAGUCGGGAUAUCAGGCAUUCCCGAUUGAGUUCAGUGGAAGAUGGCGGCUGAGGAUCGGGAGCGGGAUCAGGCCCGCAGUGAUAACGCGAAACAGAAGCGAAAGGAGCAGCUGAAGCGCUGGCUGGGCUCGGAGACCGAGCGGGAGCCCGAGCGGCCCCGCACCAAGUACGUCCGAGUCAAGUUCGAUGAGGGAGCCGUGUUCCUGGCAGCCUGUUCGAGCGGGGACCAAGACGAGGUGGAGAAACUGCUGCAAAGGGGAGCUGACAUCAAUUACACUAAUGUGGACGGUCUGACCGCCCUUCACCAGGCCUGCAUUGACGAAAACCUGAGUAUGGUUACUUUUCUGCUGGAGCAUGGCGCCAAUGUCAAUCAGCCUGACAACGAAGGCUGGACAGCCCUACAUGCAGCAGCCUCCUGUGGCUUCAUGGAGAUCACGGAGUACUUAAUUAAACAACGGGCCAAUGUGGCAGCUGUGAACAGUGAGGGCGAGCUGCCUAUUGACAUUGCCCAGGGGGAAGCUCUGGAGAAAAUGCUGAAGGAAGUCAUUAAAAAGCAAGGGAUCGAUGUGGAGGUGGCCAGGAAGGAGGAGGAGCAACAGAUGAUCCAGGAUGCCAGGCAGUGGCUAAAUCGAGGGAAGGUGGAAGAUAAUCGGCACCCAAAAACUGGUGCAAGUGCCCUUCAUGUUGCUGCAGCCAAAGGCUACUUGGAGGUCACAAAGUUGUUAAUCCAGGCUGGCUUUGACGUAAACAGUCGAGACAAUGAUGGUUGGACUCCAUUACACGCAGCUUCACACUGGGGCAAAGAAGAAGUCUGCAGGUUGUUGGCGGAGAACUUGUGCAACAUGCAGACUGUCAAUAAAGUGGGUCAAACUGCAUUCGAUGUUGCAGAUGAAAACCUCUUGGAUCUGCUGGAGGAACUACAGAAGAAGCAGACAAUUCAGUUGAGGAUUGAGAAAGAGAAGCAAACCAAGAUGGAGGCCUCACUUAUUGAACUGUCAAAUGCCUCACAGCAACCAGCAUCAAGGAGCAGAAGGACUUCUAUUUCCCGUAUGAGCAGCAAAGAUAAAAUCUCAAUACAUGACAAGGAGCGUAAGACACUGGAGUCGGCAAUGCUGGAGCAUGUUAAUGAUGAUGAGGAGGAUAGGAAGAAGUUGAAUGGCUCAAGUUCUGAGGAGGAGAUGCCUCAUGAAGUGGAAUCGGAUGCUGAGAAGGCCAGAAUCCGACUUAACAUGAAUAACCUCACCAAACGGAACUUGACCACUGACUCCCUCUCAUCUACCACUACAAGUAACAAGAGGUUCUCAGGUUCUCCCACCAAAGCAGCAACCCAUGAGGAGGAGAAGAAAGAGCAGCAGUCUCCGGCUGCGUGGCGCACUGCCCUCCGCAAAACAGGGAGCUACGGAACCCUCAAUAACAUGCAACCACCCCAGGAGGAGCAGAAAGGGAAAGAGAUUGGAAUUGUCCGGUCAGCAUCGAGUCCCAGGCUGACUCUGGCUGAAUCCAUGGAGAAGGAAAAAGAACCUCGGUUAGCACGUGUUCCACCCACUCCAACGAGGAAGCUCUUCACAAUUGGAGAUGCCAGUGAGGACAAACCCAGUGAUUCUGCAGCCCCUGGGCCUCGCAGUGCCUCCUAUGCAAAGCAGCGAGAAGAAGACUCCGGCAUCCUGGCCCGGAGCUCAUCCUACACACGUAAACAGACAGAGUUGGAGAGCAACAAACAAGAUAAGGACCUCAACAACAUUCUGCCAGGCAACACUGGUGUACUUACAGCAACAGUGCCUGGUUAUCCAAAGAGUCACUUGCUCCUGAAAAUGAUAGGCCGCAGCUAUAGUGCACGAGACUUCAGACUACGUUCCAGAACAAUAUCACCUUCAAGCCGUAAUGAUACUAACCCUGAUAAUGCUUCUGCAAACAUCACCACUUUUAUAAGUUCAGCUUUUGGAAGAAGGCAAGAGAGUCUCGCCAGUAGUUCUGCCCCAGGAUCUAUCAAUACAUUGUCUAGUACAAGCUCUUCCAAUCCUUCUAGUAGCCGUGGCUUAACAGCUGGUUUCUCAGCAACGUCUUCAGGAGACACAAGUCGCUCCCAGGCUCGAAACCAAGCAGGAAACGGAGCAGAGAAAGCGAGCAAUCCAACCACGCAAGGCACUGGUUACAGCACUGAGAACCGUGAGAGACGCAGAUCCUAUCUCACCCCAGUUCGUGAUGAGGAAGCUGAAGCACAACGCAAGGCACGUUCGCGACAUGCUCGCCAGUCUCGCAGGUCCACGCAGGGUGUGACACUGACCGACCUCCAAGAGGCUGAGAAAACGAUCGGACUGCAACGCGAGAAGAAAACUGCAGAACAGGAGAAAGAGAAAGAAAAAGAAAAGGAAGAGAAAGAAGGAGAAGCUAAAGACUUUGCCUCGAAGUACAGAUAUAGCAGGAGCAGUCAAGAUGAGGAAAAGAACUGGCGUUCAAGGCUAGCCAACCUACAGAAAGCGGAUCUGCUGGGUCUGACUUCCUAUUCCUCAGAUUCUAACCGUUCAAGCGUCCCAACCUACACCUACCACAAUGCUGUACAGCCUCUUGACAACAAAGAAUUGGAGAAAGCAAAAGAGGAGGAGAAGGAAUCAGAUGAUUCUUCUUUCAGAAAGUCCGGUACAAGAGACCGGAGACGGCCAAGGGGGAAACGAAGAUCAACAGGUGUGCAUUCCCUAUCACAAGAUGAUGAGAAUGACCAGGAUCUGUCCGAUGAUGAGGAUGUGGUAGGAUCACAGAAGAAACAGAUUGGUAAUCUGUCAAGGGAAGAAACCACCUCAAGAAACCAAUCAAGCAGAGGAGUGAACUAUUCGGAUUUGAGUCUGUAUUCUGCUCGGGCUGGUCGGGUUGAGAGUGAGACUAAUGGACAAGGCUACAGAAAGUUGUAUGAAGCACUUCAGAGAGAGAAUGUCCAGCUACAGGACCAGCUGCAGGAGAUGCAGAUGCAGAUUUCACAUACUAAAUUGGAGUUAGAGAAGGCUACACAGGCAAAGGAAGCUUACUGUAGAAAGGGAAAGAUGAAAACGGGAGUGGGCUCCCCAAGUGUGAAGUCGUUGACUUGCGUGGAAGGACUCCCCCAGGACUGCCACUCCAUGGUCCCCAUUGGAGAGGGUCAUGCAGGUGGUGACUCUAAAUCUGCAGAUGCAAGAAAGAUUUGCAGACAGGUCCGCCCAUCUGGAGAUGGAGAAAAAAGAGCGGAGAGCCUUAGAAAGAAGAAUCUCAGAACUUGAGGAAGAACUAAAGGUUUUAACAGAUUUAAGAGCUGACAACCAGAGACUGAAAGAUGAAAAUGGUGCACUGAUUCGUGUCAUCAGCAAACUUUCCAAGUAACUGGUCUUCACUUCAACACUUGCACAAAGCUUUCUGGAGUGAUGGGAUGUACUGCCACUGGUCUCCGUGUCCAGACGCUUGCCUCACCCUCUCUUUAGAGGGAUUGCUAAUCAAGCCACACCUAUUGCUAUUACAGUAGCACCUGGACUGCCAUCCGUGGGUAAUUUGGAAAGGCAUGUUCAUUGAAUUCUGUAUAAAUGAUGCUCAUAACCGGUACCUACAUAGCCACACCACAGAGGAACAGCACUGCUGUGAGGAAUAGUUGUAAUGGGAAUCCAGAGCCUUUGAUGAUGACAACUGUCCCAAUCAACACACAAGACCACUCUUCACUCAUGUGACUUCGAUGACAAAACAGCACUUUGUUUCAUUCGUAGUACAUGACCAGUUAAAGAAAUGGACACUUCGUUGGUCAAAUUGGAGAGAUGGAACGGAGAGUUCUGCUUGACAGGCUCUUCAUUUUGAGUUGUUUUAUAAGGGAAUGGAACAGAAAAAGACUAAAGCAUAUUUUUUUAAUUCUAUUAUUCUUUCGAUCUUCCAGCUAUCUAAAACCUCACCAGUUCCUACAUACUACAUGGAACUUACUGUAGGGUUGUUCAUUACUGACCUCUGCAGACUGUUUUACAGAAUUGAGUCUUGGAAAGAUAUAGUUAAGACUUUCUGGCAGUACCCUAUUUCCCAAAAAUGAGUUGCACAUUAUUUAUGACCCAAUGAGUAUUUUUUUUAGCUAGUUCCAAAUUACCACUGGUUUUGGAAGAGAUGGUUUAGAAGGACAGUAAAGCAGAAAUAAGAAAUAAUUUCUGCCAGGAAUGAAUGCAACCUAGCCAGUGAUAAUGCAAGGUUCAGUUUGAAAGAAACAGUUCUAAUAUCAGUCAUUGAUAAGUGGUUGUUACUUUGGAGUGGCUUGCAUGAGCAGAAAUGAUUAUAGGAAUUACCAGGAAUUGGAGAGAACCUGAAAUAUUGGCUGUCACUUGUGGCAGAUAGAGCUGUUGUUGAUUCCUGAGCUGGCCAGUUAUGAGGAGGGCGUAAAAAGGGGUAAAAUCUGUAUGCAAUGUAAUGGUAAUGCUUUUGUAAAAUUGAGACAAGAUUUUCUCCCAUUUGAAAUUGCACUAAUUUUCUCGGCCUUCCCUCAGCUGUUUUACUGUGAAAGUCCCUAAUUUUAUUUUUUGUCAAAUCCCUCUUGCCAAACAUCUUGUGUCUUUCCUGUAUCCUGUACCAGAGAAAAAGAGAACAAUUGUAAUUUAUCAGCUCUUUCCACUUUCCUUGCCAAAAGUAAAAAAAAUAGAAUGCGCAGUAUAAACAUAACAGUCAGAAUGUAAAGUGUCGUGGUACCAAAGUAUGUGUGUUUACAGUGAGGCAAUAUAUUUUUUAGAUUAUCGUUUUAUACAGCUUACCAUGAUAUAAAACCCCCUACCUAUGUAAAUCACUUUUCUAGUUUGCUAUGAUUCUGAGAAACAUUUGUAUUUUUGUAGCACUUUGGUGUUUCAUUCAGAAAAUUCCCAGAACAUAAUGGUUAUUGUCAAAGGCACAAGAAGUUCCUACAAGUAUGACAGAUUAUAAGUUAAUUUGCUUUUAGUGAUGGCUGUAAAAAGAAUGUUGACCAGGGCACCAGAAAAAAUCUAAGUUUCCACCCAGUCUACUGGAAUAGGAAGUGGAUUUGAGUCAUCUUUUCUUCUAUAAGGUGGCCCUUCCAACAGUCACUCAAUACUGCAGAAUUUCAGCCAAGGCUGUAGUUUCAGCUCCUCAAGUG
Messenger RNA from Mobula hypostoma (lesser devil ray), 5185 nucleotides. RefSeq names its product protein phosphatase 1 regulatory subunit 12A-like. The record is from RefSeq and is a predicted model, not a curated record. Lineage: Eukaryota; Metazoa; Chordata; Chondrichthyes; Myliobatiformes; Myliobatidae. Gene Ontology annotation, biological process: signal transduction. Gene Ontology annotation, cellular component: cytoplasm. The transcript is spliced from 27 exons. Gene Ontology annotation, molecular function: phosphatase regulator activity; enzyme inhibitor activity; protein kinase binding. The coding region runs from base 132 to 3338 and encodes 1068 amino acids.